Hibiscus syriacus is the source of this 1292-nucleotide messenger RNA. Its product is annotated as mitochondrial uncoupling protein 1-like. Gene Ontology annotation, cellular component: mitochondrial membrane. Gene Ontology annotation, biological process: mitochondrial transmembrane transport; mitochondrial transport. Bases 88 to 1014 code for a protein of 308 amino acids. The transcript has 9 exons. The record is from RefSeq and is a predicted model, not a curated record. Gene Ontology annotation, molecular function: oxidative phosphorylation uncoupler activity. NCBI's taxonomy places the organism in Eukaryota, Viridiplantae, Streptophyta, Magnoliopsida, Malvales, Malvaceae.
ACCUUUUCUCAUAACAAUAUUUGCUUUCAAAUUCCUGGAUAAAUUAAUACUACCGUGCACUUCUUCUGAAAGAGAAAGAGAUUGAAAAUGGUGGCCGAUCAAAAGGGUAAAUCCGAUAUCUCCUUCGCCGGAACCUUCGCCAGCAGCGCCUUCGCUGCUUGUUUCGCCGAGAUAUGCACAAUUCCUUUGGACACUGCUAAAGUUAGGCUUCAGCUUCAGAAGAAAGCUGUUGGUGGAGACGCUGCAGUCUUACCGAAAUACAGGGGUUUGUUAGGUACAGUUGGUACUGUUGCGAAGGAAGAGGGUUUAGUUGCACUUUGGAAAGGUGUUAUUCCUGGAUUGCAUCGUCAAUGUCUUUAUGGUGGCUUGAGGAUCGGAAUGUAUGAACCGGUUAAGAAUUUUUAUGUUGGGAAAGAUCAUGUUGGAGAUGUUCCUUUGACCAAGAAAAUACUUGCUGCCCUUACAACUGGUGCUCUAGGAAUAACAGUGGCAAAUCCAACCGAUCUUGUGAAAGUUCGACUUCAAGCUGAAGGGCGAUUACCACCUGGAGUUCCUAGGCGCUAUUCUGGGGCACUUAAUGCUUAUUCCACCAUUGCUAGAACGGAAGGAGUUGCAGCUCUUUGGACUGGGCUUACACCCAAUAUAGCACGAAAUGCUAUUAUAAAUGCUGCUGAACUUGCAAGCUACGAUCAAGUAAAGCAGACGAUAUUGAAACUCCCUGGAUUCACCGAUAAUGUUGUCACUCACCUCCUUGCUGGUCUCGGGGCUGGAUUUUUUGCUGUCUGUAUUGGUUCUCCAGUUGAUGUGGUUAAGUCAAGAAUGAUGGGAGAUUCAGCCUACAAGAGCACGCUCGAUUGUUUCAUCAAAACUUUGAAAAAUGAUGGACCUUUGGCUUUUUAUAAGGGUUUCAUCCCGAAUUUCGGACGGCUAGGAUCUUGGAAUGUGAUCAUGUUUCUUACCUUAGAACAGGCAAAAAAAAUUAUGAGAGAGCUAGAAUCAACUCGAGGAGCUUAAGAGAAAUAAUCCAAUCCCGCAAAUGCAGGAAGUGGGGAGUAAAGUUGAAAUUGAAGUUUUAUAGAGUAAUAGAUUUUUAUCCAAUUCCCCCCCUCAUAACAUUAAUGUCAUAAGAGGAGCUAUGAUUGCUUGCAAACCCUGGGGGGAUCUUUUCGAAAUUUCACUGAACUUUGAAGCUUUCAAAUGAUUUUUUUUAAAAUUCUCACAACUGUUGCCAUUUCAUUGAUACCUGAUACAUGGCAAGCAAUAACAUGGAAGAGAGAAUUUAUUUUGUUCAA